Molecule: messenger RNA, 1221 nt
Organism: Lycium ferocissimum
Lineage: Eukaryota; Viridiplantae; Streptophyta; Magnoliopsida; Solanales; Solanaceae
Exons: 3
Coding region: 1-1221 (406 amino acids)
Molecular function (GO): protein dimerization activity
Source: RefSeq, a predicted model, not a curated record
AUGCGAACUGCUACUUUGGAAGAAAUGCGAGUGGCUGCAACUGGAAAUGUUAAUAUGUCUAGUGAAGUUAGUUCUUCUCUAACUAUGUCCAAUUUAAAUCCAAAGACUAGAGGUCCAUUGGAUGAUUUUGUUAGUGCUCAAGCAAGACAAGCUACUUUGAACUCCAAAUGGAGAAAGGAGGAAAGGAAAGCAGUUUGUCAACGAAUUGGUAGAUUCUUCUUCUCAAGUGGUAUACCGUUUAACAUUGCAAAUGAUCCAUAUUAUUUGCCUAUGUUUGAAGGCACUGUAAAUUAUGGUCCGUGUUUUAUGCCUCCCUCAAUGCAUGAGUUGAGAACAUGGAUACUAAAAGAAGAGGUUACAAAUAUUCACAAGAUGUUAGAUGAGCAUAAGAAAUCUUGGAAGCAAUAUGGUUGUUCAAUUAUGUCGGAUAGUUGGUCGGAUGGAAAAAGUAGAUGCUUUAUCAACUUUCUGAUUAAUAGUCCUGCAAAUGAAGUUGGAGAAGCAAAUGUUGUUCAGAUAAUAGCCGAUAAUGGUUCGAAUUAUGUGAAUUUUGGAAAAAGAAUAAUGGAAACAAGGCCUCAUAUUUAUUGGACUCCAUGUGCAGCACAUUGCAUCGAUCUCUUGUUAGAAGAUAUAGGAAAAAUGAAAAUUCAUCCAGAUACACUUACAAAAGCAAAAGGAGUGAGUGUUACUCCUUUAGUGUCUGUUUUGAGAGAAGUAGAUUCGGAGGAAAAACCAUGUAUCGGAUACUUGUAUGAUUUGAUGAAUAUGUCCAAGGAAAAAAUAGCUAUGGAUUGUGGCUAUAAUGAAAAGAAGUAUGGUCCCAUAUGGAAAAGAAUUGAUGAUAGAUGGAUUAAACAACUCCAUCGUCCACUUCAUUCUGCUGGGCACUAUUUAAAUCCACAAUUGCGGUUUGAGGAAAGGUUUUCGAGUAAUUUUGAAAUAAAAAAAGGUUUGUACGAAUGUAUGGAACGAAUGUUGGAUUAUGAAGAGAGGUUUAAAGUGGAUGUUCAGUUAGAUUCAUAUGACCACUUGAGAGGGCAGUUUGGAAGUCAAAUAGCUAUGGAUUCUAGAAAAGUAAGAUCUCCUACGGAUUGGUGGAUGCGCUUUGGGGGUCGCUUUGGGGGUCAAACUCCAAAAUUGGCUAAAUUUGCAAUUCGUGUACUGAGUCUCGCUUGCAGUUCUUCAGGUUGUGAACGAAAUUGGAGUACCUUCGAGUAG